Molecule: messenger RNA, 1332 nt
Organism: Eucalyptus grandis
Lineage: Eukaryota; Viridiplantae; Streptophyta; Magnoliopsida; Myrtales; Myrtaceae
Exons: 8
Coding region: 86-1126 (346 amino acids)
Molecular function (GO): S-adenosylmethionine-dependent methyltransferase activity
Source: RefSeq, a predicted model, not a curated record
CGGUUAAACGAAACAAGACGUACUCCAUUUUCUGCGCGCCUUCCUCUGUACCUCGUUACCUCAGUUGGCGGAGAGAGAGAGAGUCAUGGCGACGCUCGCCGGCAGCAACUUCCUCGCCGUGGCUCGGCCAAGUCAACUCGGUCCCCGGAGGCGUGUUGCUUUCACCUCGGUGCCCGGCUCCUCGAUCUUCAGCAGGCGAGUUCAUGCCGCGAGAGUGAGAGCCGCUGUUCAAACAGCGACGCCGGAUCCUAUUGUAGUUGACGAGAAGGUUGCCUCCAAGAAGGGCAUUUUGGCUUGUCCGAUAUGUUACCACCCUCUAACGCAUGCGGGGCCUGCACUAUCCAUGGAUACUUUGUCCGAGUCUACUUUGCUAUGUAGCACCUGUAAGAAGACUUAUUUGGGCAACAAAACUCAUCUCGAGCUUGUGGCCUCAAGUGGAGCCAAGGAAUAUACUGAAGCCAUGGCCCCAGCCACGGAAUUUUUCAGGUUACCGCUGAUCUCAUAUAUCUAUGAGAGGGGCUGGCGUCAAGGCUUUUCUGCAGUGGGAGGAUGGCCUGGUCCUCAAAAGGAGUUUGAGUUGAUUAAAGGGUAUCUUGAGCCCGUCCUAGGUGGGAAUAUCAUUGAUGCUAGUUGCGGCAGUGGUCCAUUUACCAGGCUCUUCGCCAAGAGUGGGCUGUUUUCCCUUGUCGUGGCACUUGACUACUCAGAAAACAUGCUCCAGGAAUGCUAUGAAUUCAUUAAGGAGGAGGAGAACUUCCCAAAGGAGGACUUGAUUCUUGUUAGAGCUGAUAUUUCAAGACUCCCUUUUGUUUCGAGUUCUGUCGAUGCUGUGCAUGCCGGUGCUGCUAUUCAUUGUUGGUCUUCUCCUUCAUCAGCUGUUGCUGAAAUAAGUCGAGUUCUACGGCCUGGUGGAAUAUUCGUUGCCACAACCUUCAUCUAUGAUGGUCCUUACGCUCUCAACCCUUUCUCGAAGCUUAUGCAAAAGAAUAUGUUCCGCAUAUCAGGAGGCCAAUUCUUCCUAUCAGAACAUGAACUAGAAGAUCUCUGCAAAACAUGUGGACUGGAAGAUUUCAAAUGUACCAGGAAUCGGCGUUUCGUGAUGAUAUCUGCUACAAAACCCAGCUGAACAGUCAAUUGUCUCUUCAGCUCCAAUUUUUACCAGCAUUUUGCUUCAGAAUAAGUGCAUUUGAUUGCUGUCUUGUUGGUUCUAUUGUUGUAUGCCAUAACCCUGCGUUGGUGCGGUUUACAGGCAUGUAAUUUAAAUAACCUGUUCAUUGACAAUCUAUAAUAGACUGUCCUCUUGGAAUUAUGAUGCCUGUUAUUUUUCUUUUA